AUGUUCACACAGGAUUCAUCCACUCUCCCAGCUGGCGCUUCAAUAUUUCGCGUAAAGGAUAAGAGACCAGCCUUUGCACAGGAUGCGUUGGAGGUAUGCCACAAGAUCAUCACUGCCAUGUACUGGGAUCUCGAUACCAUCUGGAAGCUGCAACAGCUUGUUAGAGGAACACCAUCUCAAGAGGAAACACAGGCUUAUCGAAUCCACUUGGAGUCUAUGAAGUCCUUCUUGGACCAUGCAGCAUCUUACAAAUAUGCUUACAUCUUCCAAUUCAUCACAGGAUCAUCUUUAGAUAUCAAUCGGUGUCUCUCCUUCCUCUUCGACCAUGGGUGGGCCUUUUUCACCAUUUGCGCCAUGUCUGAAUCGUUCCGAAAGGCCUUUUGCGGGAUAGAGUCUGUUUUCUGCUGGAACGAGAUAAUGAAGAUUAUCUCUGCUAACCGGCGGAGUAUCGAGGUCUUUAUACGAUCUCCACCCCUCCUGCCCUACCUCGAUCUAAACCUACCGGGCAUUUGCCAGGCAGUGAACGCAAAGGUAAACAUUGGCACCGAACAUGCUCACCAUACAGUCCAAAUGACGAGUAAUUUUCUGAAGCGCCCUAUUCAUAAAGGCAGAGCGCAGGCGAAUAUUAACUCGACCGUCUAUAAGGCUGCGAGUUACAGGCAUAUUCCUCUCUUACGCUUACACUCUGUCGGGCCCUGUGCAAUCUGCAUCUGCGAGCGGAAUUGUUCAUGCCACAACUUGGGCGGGUUGCCUGGUUGCCCAAGGUGCCAUUGCCCAGAGGUCUGUCGGUGCAGUAACCCAGACUGGGUGACCUGCUUUAGCUGUGGCUCGCAUGAAAACUGUCAAUGUGUUCUCAAUAUUAUGGCUGGUGAUUUGGUCGAACUAAAAGAGUACCCCGUCAAGGGAACAGGAGUCCGGGCGUUAACUAACCUGAAGAAGGGGGACGUCCUUGGGGAGUAUGUGGGUGAGUUUCUCCCCAAAGGCCACAAAUGUACUGACGAGGUCUAUGCCCUAUGGCAGGUAGGAUUCAGGGGCAUGUGGUGUUUGGAAGACCCUGGUACACAGCCAGUUGGCACUAUAACAUCCGCCUUUCUUGGAAAUUGGACUCGAUACAUCAAUCACCACUGCGAAGCUAAUUGUGAGUUUGUGCCGAUAAUGAUUGGCGGCAGAGCCACAACCAUCGUUCAGGUGAUUCGUGACAUCCCAAUGUUUGAUGAGCUUACCCUUCACUAUGGGAUCCUUGCGGCUCUUCGCGCCCGAGGCAGUCGUGGUGCCCCUGGUUUCCCACGCCCCGGGAGGAAGCUUCUUCAGAUUGUUCCUCGGAGGAGCUUGUUAACAAAUAGCUAUGCACGAGGACCGUCCACUCCGCCCUUGUUCGAAUCGACUGUCGGUGAACAUUUUGCGAAGAUCGUGGCGGAACAUGGCGAUAGAACUGCUGUCGUCUCAAAACACCAGAAUGACCGUAUAUCGUAUGCCUCGCUCGAUGCCAGGAGUAACGCCCUUGCCCGCGGUCUAGAGUCCGUUGGGGUAAGGAAGGGGGAUCGUGUCGGGGUUAUGCUGGGAAACUCGAUGGAAUAUGCGGUGGCAACCUAUGCUUUGUUCAAACUGGGAGCUAUCUUGGUCCCCCUCAAUCCAUCGUUCAACGCGACACAAGUGGUAUCGGCACUGGGUCACCUCGAAUCCAGAUAUCUAAUCAUCAGCGCCGAGUCAAAUCUCCCUCGCAAAGAUCCUCGCAGCAAUGUCCCGCUCCUGGAGCAUCUGAUCGGCGAUCUCUCGUCGUCGAAGUUGGAAUCAGAAUCAGUCCCCUCACUGAAACAGAUCAUUCUGGUUGAUAACUCUGCGGGCCGAUUUGAUGCAUCUUCGUAUAAAGCCUUGACACCUUUCGCAUCGAUAAUGUCCCAGAUGGCGGCUGACGGCCGCCCAUUACCUCCACAAAACCUCUCUCCACACGACAUUGUCAACAUCCAAUUUACUUCUGGCACGACUGCCAUGCCGAAGGCAGCUUGCCUGAGCCAUCGUUCCAUCUUGAACAACGGAUCACAGAUCGGCGACCGCAUGCUCCUGACUCCAAAUGAUAUCGUCUGUUGCCCUCCACCAUUGUUCCAUUGCUUUGGCUGUAUUCUAGGAUAUAUGGCAACGGCAACUCAUGGCUCCGCAAUUGUCUUCCCAUCCGAGUCCUUCAAUGCCCGUGCAGCACUCAAGGCGGUACAAGAAGAGAAAUGUACUGCACUAUAUGGUGUUCCUACAAUGUUCCUGGAAGAAUUGAACCUUAUUGAGACUGGAGAAAUCUCGGGCGACGGCUUUCAAUACUUGCGGACGGGCAUCGCUGCGGGCAGUAGCAUCCCGGCAGAGCUGAUGCGGAAGCUGCACAGGGUCCUCAACCUCACAGAAUUAACCAUUUGCUACGGCAUGACUGAGACGAGCCCUGUUUCGGCGAUGACGACUACCGAUGAUCCGAUCGACAAAAGGAUCAACACUGUUGGAAGACUUAUGCCGCAUGUAGAGGCCAAGGUCGUGAACCCAACCGAAAAAUCUCAAAUCCUCCCCGUUAAUAUGCGGGGUGAGUUAGCUGUCAGUGGGUACCUACUUAUGAAAGAGUACUGGAACGAUCCAGAAAGGACAGCGGAAGUGAUGAUUGCGGAUGGCGAGGGAAAGAUUUGGAUGCAUACCGGAGAUGAAGCCUCCAUGUCGGCAGACGGCUAUGUGACUAUCACUGGUCGUAUCAAGGACUUGAUUAUCCGCGGUGGAGAGAACAUCCAUCCAUUGGAAAUUGAGAAUUGUCUACUCGCACACCCCAAUGUGACCGAUGUUUCUGUUGUCGGGGUUCCAGAUGAGCGAUACGGCGAGGUUGUUGCUGCUUUUGUGGUCGCGCGAGAGCAAGCUUCCAAGCCUCCGACCAUUGAAGAGAUCCAGAAUUGGGUUCGAGAAAAGCUGAGCAACCACCUAGUACCCAAGUAUGUCUUCUUUCUGGGAUCAGCAGAUGCCUUCCCCAAGACCGCAAGUGGGAAGAUUCAGAAGUUCAAGCUCAAGGAGCAGGCUAUCAAACUAGUGGCGAGAGGGAAAGAAGCCAUCGCAGAUACCUAG
Molecule: messenger RNA, 3084 nt
Organism: Penicillium cataractarum
Lineage: Eukaryota; Fungi; Ascomycota; Eurotiomycetes; Eurotiales; Aspergillaceae
Exons: 9
Coding region: 1-3084 (1027 amino acids)
Biological process (GO): fatty acid metabolic process
Molecular function (GO): medium-chain fatty acid-CoA ligase activity; protein binding
Source: RefSeq, a predicted model, not a curated record